GUGAUUGAUUAGUCAUUAAUUUGUUAUUGUCUAUACCAGAAAAUUGUUUGUUUUUAAUUGAUAAUUGUAAUUGUUUUUUGUUUUAAAUUUUAAUUGUUCUAGUGUUUUGGAAAGAAAGUUAAUCAACUCAAUGGAAACUAAAGCCAAAGGAAAGGCCAUCAAAGAUGAUGGUAAAGAUAAUCAACCUUUUGAGAAAGAAAAGGUUUAUCAAUGGAUAACCCAAUUGAUUAAUAUGGAAACUCGAGAAAACGCUUUACUUGAAUUGGGAAAGAAACGGGAAAUUGUUCCUGAUUUGGCAACUAUGUUAUGGCACUCAUUUGGUGCUAUAUCUGCUCUUUUACAGGAAAUUGUUAGUGUUUAUCCUGCUCUUAAUCCAGCUACUUUGUCACCUCAUCAAUCCAAUCGUGUUUGUAAUGCACUCGCUUUACUUCAAUGUGUCGCCUCUCAUCCUGAAACUCGCAGUGAAUUUUUGGCAGCUAAUAUUCCAUUAUUUUUAUAUCCAUUCCUUCAAUCAACAUCCACAUCAAAGACUCGACCCUUUGAGUAUCUACGUCUUACCAGUUUGGGUGUUAUCGGAGCUUUGGUUAAAACAGAUGAACAACAAGUUAUCAAUUUCCUUUUGACAACUGAAAUUAUCCCACUUUGUUUACGUAUCAUGGAAAAUGGUAGCGACCUUAGUAAGACUGUGGCCACUUUUAUCCUUCAAAAGAUUUUGCUAGAUGAAACCGGCCUAAACUAUAUCUGCCAAACUUAUGAUCGUUUCUCCCACGUCGCCAUGAUACUUGGAAAAAUGGUCAUCUCAUUGUCCAAAGAAUCAUCACCAAGACUUUUGAAACAUGUUCUCCGAUGCUAUUUACGAUUAAGUGAUAAUCCAAGGGCUCGAGAGGCUCUUCGCAAUUGUUUACCGAUGCCCUUAAGGGAUGAGACAUUCGCCGAGAUACUUGAUGCAGAGAAAUCAAGUCGCCAAUGGCUCAUCACUUUGCUCAAAAACUUGGAACGAGAAGCUGAGCAAUGAAAAUCUGACUAUGUGAUCAUGAGAAAAACAAAUUUAUCAUGAAAGUUUCUUAAUUUAGAGAAAUAUGAUUCUCUAUAUCUGUCUAUCAAUCUCUCUCUCUCUCUCUCUCUCUCUCUCUCUCUCUCUCUCUCUCUCUCUCUCUCUCUCUCUCUCUCUCUCUCUAUCAAAUCCUCUCUUGUCCUCUCUUCUAUCCUCCUUCUAUCUUAAGUUUCAUUUUAAAUUGAAUUAAUUCAAUCCAUUUUCAUAAUGUUCAUUUUUAAAUUAAUCUCUUAAUUGAUUUAACUCAGGCAUAAAUCUUCAACCACCUAAAGUGAUCAACUGCAGUCGAAUGUACAUUUAACAAGACGAAAACAAAAGUAAAUUCGAAACAUUUAAUUACAAUCAAAUUAAUAAACUACGUAAUUACAUGUACAAUGUA
Molecule: messenger RNA, 1433 nt
Organism: Panonychus citri (citrus red mite)
Lineage: Eukaryota; Metazoa; Arthropoda; Arachnida; Trombidiformes; Tetranychidae
Gene: Rcd-1
Product: CCR4-NOT transcription complex subunit 9-like
Exons: 1
Coding region: 131-1015 (294 amino acids)
Biological process (GO): negative regulation of translation; mRNA catabolic process
Cellular component (GO): CCR4-NOT complex; P-body; CCR4-NOT core complex
Source: RefSeq, a predicted model, not a curated record